Colletotrichum orchidophilum is the source of this 267-nucleotide messenger RNA. RefSeq lists its product as uncharacterized. The annotation marks the transcript as partial. The transcript has a single exon. The record is from RefSeq and is a predicted model, not a curated record. Lineage: Eukaryota; Fungi; Ascomycota; Sordariomycetes; Glomerellales; Glomerellaceae.
AGGGUCGCUCUGGAUCCCUGUUUCCGAUUCACGCGACAUGUUCGUCGAUCGGACGGUGGGCCCCGGAUAUCGCGAUCCCCUCAAGUUCUGCAGGGCAGUCCGCAUCGUGGCAUGAUCAAAAACAGGCUCCCCGGCCCCACGAACUGGUCCCUUUGUUGGACCGAUCGAAGCAGCCAACGUGCCAUCGGAACAUUCACAACCCCGAUUCCAACGUUCUGGGUCGUAGCCCAGCUGCUCUCUCCUGGAUCGGGAGCAACGAUUAAUUAA